Messenger RNA from Venustampulla echinocandica, 1215 nucleotides. RefSeq lists its product as uncharacterized. NCBI's taxonomy places the organism in Eukaryota, Fungi, Ascomycota, Leotiomycetes, Helotiales, Pleuroascaceae. Bases 1 to 1215 code for a protein of 404 amino acids. The transcript is spliced from 7 exons. The record is from RefSeq and is a predicted model, not a curated record.
AUGCCAGAACGCAGCGAAAGAUCAGCAGAGGUUGCUGCGGAGCAAUUGGCACUCGAUAUUGCAGCAAAAGCUUUUUGCCGAGUUGCUAUUCCUACGCUACUAGCACCGUUGGAACUUAUCGAAGAUCUCAUUCCGUUUGUCAGUUGGAUCUUAGAUGCUGUUGAGAUCGCAGCCACUCCAAAACUGAUUCAGCUUUGCGUUAAGGGCAUCGAGAAAGAAGGAAAGCUGAGUUCAAAGUCUUCGGAAAGGAAAAGUCUUUGUCCUUGGCAACUAAGACGAAGCCCAUCUCUACGAGGCCGCCGUCUUCUAGCCACAGCCCGCUAUCUACAAGCUCUGCUAACUGCAAACGAGCGGAUAGAGACAACAAUUGCGGCAGACCAUAGCGUGACGGUCCCCCCAUCUACAAGAGUACCGCGUCGACAACUAUCGAGCCAGCCCCGAAUGUUUCAACCUGCCGUAGUGGAGAUUGGCCACAGCCGUAGUAGAGGGAAUCCGAAUCGUCCAUGGAGAAACCAGUGGUAUAACGAUCAUAACGCAGAGUGGUUCAACAGCUUCAUGCAGCAAAGGGCCGGCAACCUCCCUGUCUACAGAAGCGACGAGAGAUACGUUAGCGAUCGCGUAGUAGGAGGUCUCAAAAGAAGAGUCACUCAUUAUUAUGCGCGAACCACCUGCAGCGUGGUCAGAAUUGAUUUUGGCCAUAAUGUUGUAGAUCCGGACGGUGUCAUGGGUCUGCAAAACAAUCCUUGCUGGCCGGAAGUGCCUCUAGAAGAUCCUGGUUUUGCAUUGCUCACAGAUGACCCAUAUUACGCUGGUUAUCAAGAUGCUCAGCGGUAUGGCAAGGCCAAUUAUCCGGGCCUCAUUCCAGCAGAUGUUCUGGGUAACAAUGUAGCCCAAGCAGGGUUCAGAAAACGCAAUGAGGAUUCCCACGACUUGGACCCCGAUGCCUGGAUAGUCGAUGAGGGGAACACUACUCGACGUGUCACGGAUGCCGAGUUGCAGGAAGAGUUGGGUAUCGACACAGCAGUUGCUGCGCAGCCCAAGGAGACAGGAUAUCCUAAAGUGGUACCAACUGCGAUAGCAUCCACAACACACUUGACGGUAGAGGUUGUCGCUACUCCAGUGGCCGGCGCUUCCGCUGUGAGUGGUGCUAGUGCUCAGGGGAUACUUAUGCAGCCACAGGCGACAGGUAUGAACGCGCUGACAGACUGUGUCUGA